Molecule: messenger RNA, 1024 nt
Organism: Arachis ipaensis
Lineage: Eukaryota; Viridiplantae; Streptophyta; Magnoliopsida; Fabales; Fabaceae
Source: RefSeq, a predicted model, not a curated record
CCACCUCACAAAUAUUUCAUUCCAUCAUAACUUGGAUAUCAUCAGGGUUAAAUAACAGAUCAAAGCACAUAGAGAGAGGUUCAUUAUCUUAAUCAAUCAAUCAAUCAUAUUUCUAUAAAGUUAACGUAAACAGUUACAUAUAUACACAAACUAGAGAGAGCCCUCAAUUAUCCUAUCUUAUCUAUGGGGAAUUAUUGCUGCAAUGCAACAUCGAGAUCAACGGAAUGGGGAGGCGAGGAUUGGAGUGAUUUGAACCCUAAGAAGAUGAAUACGGUGAACAUAAAGAGGAGAUCAAAGAAGGUGUUUGAUGAAGGUCAAGUGUUGAGUAUUGGAAGAGCCGAGAAGGAGAAGCUGUUUCGUGAGUUGGGAGCAACUAUAUGUAACGAUAACAACAAUAACAAUGGUAGCAGGAUCAAGAUUAGGAUCUCCAAGAAAGACUUGGCUAAAUUGUUGGGUGAUGAUACGUCUACUACUAUACAAGAACACAAUAAAGGGAAGUUGCAGCAUCGAUCUUCUGCAGAACAAGUUCUUCUGAGGCUGUUAAAGGCUCGUGAUGAUUCUCUUCACAUAAACACACCAUGGAAGCCUCAGCUUGAGAGUAUUCCUGAGGAGAGAUAGUAUGCUUUACAUCUUUUUUUCUUUGUUUUUUUUCGUGUACAAAAUAACAAUUAAGAAAUGGAAAAGUACAGGCAGACAAUGAAAAUAUUAAAUAAUGUGAAUAAUAGAUAUAUCGAAUGUUUAUUUUACUAGGUGUACGGAUGGUUAUUUUAAUAUUAAGAUUUAGGUGGGUAAUUUAGAAGUGUAGUGUGUUUUUAUUUGAUUGGUGGUUGUUCAUGUUGUUCAAAAUAGUCAUUGUUUACCUAGCACUCCCUUUAAGAAAUUAAACAACUGCAUUUUUCAUAACUUAUGUAUUUUCAUGUAAGAUAGAGAUAAAAAAAUGGUUGUAAAUUUGAGACAAUGUAAUUGUAUUAGUUAUUAAUUAUCAAUAAUGCCGCAAGUGAAGUGAUCUUUAAUUUUCUUUCAU